CGAAGAAGAGUCUUUGUCGGAAGAUUGUCUUUCUACUGACCAUCUCACRGAUKAUGAACUGGAUUCCUCGAGCGAUGAUAAUUUUGACGGUAAUCAGUACUUCAACACUGGCCUGAGAAAUAAACGAGGUUUACGGUUUGGAACAUGGAAUGUUGAUGGUUUCUCUCUAGCGAAAUUUGAACAGGUUCGACUAUUCAUGCUGGACAAACAUCAUCGCCCGCAGAUCGAUAUUUUAUCUAUAAACGAAACUGGUCUAAAACCUAAAAUUCCCGAUUCUCUUUACGCGGUGCCAGGAUUCGACAUCCAUCGUAGUGAUCGUAAGGGGAAAAAGAAGAAGGGUGGAGUGCUGGUGUAUGUGAAUAAGGAAUUGAAACACAGGAGAAUGAAUGACCUCGAAGAUUCAAGUGUUGAAGCGGUUUGGCUGGAAGUCUAUCCCUUCAAGUCUAAUCGACCACUUUUAUUUGGCGGUGUUUAUCGACCACCUGCAUCUCUGAAGGAAGACGACGAACGACUGGAAAAGAGCAUAGAGAACGCAAAUUUAUUAAACUUAGAAACAAUCAUAACUGGUGAUAUCAAUAUAAAUUAUCUUGCUAAACCCUCCUUCAAAAAGCAUCGCUUAAUUCGAUCUCUUACAAGUAUGAAUUUUGAUCAGCUCGUCACUAUGGUAACUAGACCCAUUAGUAAGACUUGUUUGGACCAUGUUUUUGCUAAUCAUCCCCAGAGAAUAAGUUUUGUUGGUACACACACUUAUGGUCUUUCUGAUCACCUUCUGGUAAUUGCCGUUAGAAAGUAUGCUGGUGAAAAUAAAAGACCAAUCAAGCCCAUCAAAACAAUCAGAUACCGUGACAUGAAGGGAUUAAAUGAAGACCAAUUUAAACAAUCCAUUCAAGAAGCCCCUUGGGAAGCUGCAUUCGUAUUUGAGGACAUAGAUGAUGUGAUUUCUGCAUGGGAGACCACAUUUAAUACUUUAUUAGAGUCACAUUGUCCUUGGCGUGAGAAACGUGUAAAACGUCAAACACAGCCCCCGUGGAUGACAAAGACUGUACUUAAACAUUUACACUCUAGGGAUCAUUUGUUGAAGGUGGCUCGGCGCACAGGCAGCUCUGAUGAUUGGUCGAAGUAUCGUGUUGCCAGGAACAAAGCAGUCUUCAUUCUAAGAGCAGCAAAGCGUGAAUAUUAUUCAAAGUCUUUUGAAGAGAACAAGAAGAAUACUAAUGCGCUCUGGAAGUGUAUAAAAACACUGACAGGCUGUAACAAAAAUAAUGGAGGGAUAAAUAAGCUUGACGUUGAUGGUCAGGUUAUGGACAAUUCUAAGGACAUUUCUGAGCAGUUUAAUGUGUAUUUUUCAACUAUUGCCGAAAAACUGAGAAGUACUAUGUCUCAAACACAUAUUUGUCUUUCCAAGUUAUUCAAUUAUGUGAACUCUCGAAAAGAACCGGAUGUUUUGUUCUCAGUUCCAGCAAUAACAAGUAUACAGGUAUCCCGCAUAUUGACGAAGAUCAACCCAAAUAAGGCCUCUGGUAUUGACAUGAUCAGUCCUCGUCUUCUGCGUAUAGCUGCUCCUGCCAUUUCGCCAAGUAUAGCGAAAUUAAUAAAUCUUUCGCUAUCCAGCGGAACAUUCCCCGAAAGGUGGAAAACAGCGAAG
This is a messenger RNA of Exaiptasia diaphana, 1645 nucleotides long. RefSeq lists its product as uncharacterized. The record is from RefSeq and is a predicted model, not a curated record. The transcript has a single exon. The annotation marks the transcript as partial. NCBI's taxonomy places the organism in Eukaryota, Metazoa, Cnidaria, Anthozoa, Actiniaria, Aiptasiidae. Gene Ontology annotation, molecular function: catalytic activity.